AUGAAAGAGAAUCAAUCUAUGAAAGACGAGAUUAAAAAAUUAAAAUCAGAUAAUGAUAAAAUAAACGAGGAGAAGUUAAUUAACUUAGAAACCAAAUUAAACAAUCUUGGAAAUAAUACAGAUGUAUCUAAUAAGAUUGCAGGUAAUGAUGUAAAUAGAGAGUUAUUAUCUGAAUUAAAUAAAAAGAUAACUGAGCUUAUUAAAAGUAUUAAAACAAGUCAAGUAAAAGUUGAUAUAAAAGAGUUAGAAAAAUUAUUAGAUAAAGCUUUUGAUAAACACUGUAAAAUUUUUAAAAAAGAAGAUAAUAAGACGAAGAAGAAGGUAAUUGAAGACAAAGAUGCUAUUCUUCUGUUAAAAUCAAAAAUUGAAUCUUUAGAAAUUGAGAAUAAAAAAUUAAAAGAACAACAAAGAGAAGAAUGUAAUAACACCAUUUUCCCAGAAUUAACCAUGUUGAAAUGUAAUCAAUAUGAUAAAACUUUAGUUACAAGUAACAACCCUCUUGAAGAAAAAGAAAUUAAAAUUAAGGAUUUAACCAAUAAAAUUAAAACAUUUGAUGAAAGUGAAACUAAUGAAAAAGCACCUAAAAGGGGUAAAGCUAUAAAGACAAAUGUUAAAAAAAAUAGCAAAGUUCCUAAGAAAAAUAAUACCAAUAAGGAAACUAAGAAAAAGACCCUUAAGAACACUAAAACUGAAAAUGAAGCUAAAAGUGGAAUAAGUGUCACCAACAUACUUAAAAAUGAGAAUAAGAGUUAUUUCAAGGAUUUGUCGUUUUUUACUUCAACUGAAUACGAUAAAUAA
This is a messenger RNA of Hepatospora eriocheir, 798 nucleotides long. The record is from the annotation of a GenBank genome assembly. NCBI's taxonomy places the organism in Eukaryota, Fungi, Microsporidia, Hepatosporidae.